GCAAGUGCAAGUAAAAGGAAAAAUAAAACUCUUCCAGACAUAGGACUUUUAUUCACAAUGCAGUCAGUCUGACUUUGACCGAAACUUCCCAACAUUUUCGCACAAACUCCUCGUAGAGGCAAAAAACUGCACAUGAGAAUUUUGCUAAGCAUGAGGCGAAUGUAAUGUGUACCCCAAAUGUUGGUGUUAUUGAUUAGAUUCAUUGUUUGGUUGUUAGUUUAUUUCCUACUCGAAUUUAUAUGAAAUUAUUAGGAUUUUCAGUAAUCCAUUCAUUCCUUACCUACUUACACAUACUACAUAGUGGACAGAUGUGAGGAAAGAAAGCCUAAAAUCGUGCGAAAUAAGUGGUCAGUCAAACAGCCGUCGAGAGGAGAAAGCUGCUGGGAUAUUGCGUUAAUUAUUAAGGUCAGAAGAGUGUCUGCUGGAUUGUAGUUGACUGAUCUAAUCACAAAUCCGGGAAAGCAUAGUGUAUGAGUUAUCGCUAAUUGUACACAUUAUUUCUACUAACGAGUGAACAUAAUCCGUCAAUCAGUUCAGCUCUAACGUAAUGAUAAUGAACCGCUCCGCUGCCCCUGAUUCCCAUCCACUGAGUUCGUCUCUUUCUGGAGAAAGCACUUCCCAUCUACUCCGGCACAUUCGUCAGGAGUAUUUGUUGUGCCGACCUCCGUCACAAAUUAAAAACCUUGCCGAGUUCUUGGGAACCGAUACGACCUCGUCCAGCACCAACGUGGUCGUCUCAACUGCUACCACGAGAUAUCCCGUAGAAACUCUGUCAGAGCGUAUUCAGCAACUCCACGAAGCAAGCGUUGGUUACCCACGGUCCGAGGGGGAAAAAGAAUACCAACCACCCACACAAUACAGAAUUGCGUUCGUAAAGUAUAUCAUUAAACAGUUGGAUACGGUGCUGGGAUCUUGUGAAUCUGCAAAACGUGAUAAGGACGAUGGUGCGGAGGAUGACAAUGAGCCGUCUGCUUUAUGGUACGAGUCAUUAGAAUCUCUAUCUGGCAUGGAGGCAGAGCAGACCGAGCCUUUCUACCGGUUCUACGAAUUGCCGGAAAAUUUCGGUAUGGUAAAGAUAUUCGAAAACGAGCGUGCAAUCGUCUCGGAAGGCACCACCGGCCUUUUAACUUGGGAGGCCUCCAUCGAGUUGGUGAGGUGGUUCAGUCUUGGCGAAAAUAACCAAGCAAUUAAGGAGCGAAAAUGGGUGUUGGAGCUUGGAUGUGGGUGUGGCUUAUUGGCUACUGCUGCGCUUAAGAUAUUUCCCCAUAUAUUAAAGUAUUUUGCAACGGAUGGACAUUGGAGUGCUUUGAGGAAAUGCAAGAUCAACUUGGAAGAAAACUUUGGUGCUUUAAAGACUGAUGUGAUCCAAGUGGAGAAGGUUGACUGGCAGAACGAGCAAGAUGGGAUAAAGUUUGGAAAACUCGUUAGAACGGCGACGGAGAGUGAGGAGUUGGGGCCGGGAGUUCUGUUGGGUGCAGAUAUAGUUUUUGACACGAGUCUGAUACCUGCUUUGGUGGAUUUGAUGAAGAAAUUUCUCGAAAGCCAUAAGGACUCCAUCGCAUUGAUUGCUUGCACGGUACGAAAUGAAGAAACGCUACGUGUGCUAAAAACAUGCCUGGAGAGCCAUUCCGUUGAAUUCAAGGAAAUCUAUUCGUGGGGUGACAAGAAUGGAAUAAUUUACAAAAUUACAAGACGAAUAAUAUCAUAGAUUUUGAAAAAGUAGUUUGAUAAAUCCUAGUUUAUUACAAUAUGAUUGAUCUAUGAAAGUACAAACAAUUACAUUAACCUCAUCUUGACACUGAUAUACAAAAGAUA
Molecule: messenger RNA, 1815 nt
Organism: Folsomia candida
Lineage: Eukaryota; Metazoa; Arthropoda; Collembola; Entomobryomorpha; Isotomidae
Product: protein-lysine N-methyltransferase EFM3
Exons: 7
Coding region: 548-1708 (386 amino acids)
Source: RefSeq, a predicted model, not a curated record